Trichomonas vaginalis G3 is the source of this 1716-nucleotide messenger RNA. RefSeq names its product dynein heavy chain binding. Gene Ontology annotation, molecular function: dynein heavy chain binding; dynein light chain binding. Lineage: Eukaryota; Parabasalia; Trichomonadida; Trichomonadidae. The transcript has a single exon. Gene Ontology annotation, biological process: cilium movement. The record is from RefSeq and is a predicted model, not a curated record. Gene Ontology annotation, cellular component: axonemal dynein complex. The coding region runs from base 1 to 1716 and encodes 571 amino acids.
AUGGAACAAGACUCAAAUAAGCAAGCUGAACCUGAAGUUAACAUUUAUUUAAGUGAGACACCAACAAUAUCUCUUUUUUGUCAGCAAAGCUCUGUUGCAUCUCUUGCAAGUGCCGAAGCUGAAACAUUAAAAACAUCAAAUGAGCGUUAUCAUACAUAUCAACCAACAUCAACACAAGAUAGAGGCAACCUUACAUUCCACCUCUUUACUAAAAAUAAAGAUACACAAACAGAUAAAGUAAUUAAAAAUGAUGUCCAAAUUCAACUCGAUUCUCAUCAAUUAAUUCUUACAAACUCAAAUCCAUUAGAGCGUAAGAUCAAGCAUGGACCUCUUGAUCGUCUCAGAGAAGACUGCCAUCCUUUAGCAUCAAAUCAAUGGCAAUCUACACCAGAAAAAACACUUCUUGAUAGCUCAGCACGCAUUGAUUUCGGUCCUAACUCAAAGGAAAGUGACCAAACUCUCCAACAGUUCAAAGAUUUCGGACAUAGUUUAUUCGUUAUCGAAAGAAUGGUACAACAGAACAUCCACCUCGAGAAAAUCUUAGCGUACUCAUCUCCAAAUUGCACGAGCGAUACACAAAAUGUCGAAAACUUACUCAAAUUCCACUGUUCACAGACAUUUUCAAGACCAGUUACAGAUUUAUCAUUCAACUAUCAGAGUGUCAACUUUUUCGCAGCUGCAUAUGGCGAAGUACCCGAAAAUAUGCUCUCCCAGUACCAAGGGGAGCCUUCUACAGGCUUAAUUUGCGUUUGGAACAUUUUGAAUCCAGGACAACCAGAGAGAAUCAUAGAAACAGCAUCAGUUCCUAAAUCUAUUGUUUUCUCUGAUGGAGUUCCAUAUCUUAUCGCUGCUGGUUUCGCUGAUGGAUCCAUUGGUUUAUACGAUAUCAGAAAUAUUAAAUGCGAAUGCAUUGCCAUGUCCACAGUUGAAACAGGUUCCCAUGAAGGCGAUGUCGGAGAGGUAGUUUUCCAGCAGAGAACAGAUACUCGUGUCAGAUCUGAAGCAAUUGUUUCAGUUGCAGCCGGUGGAAGGGUCACACAAUGGACAGUUGCUAACGGCCUUGAACAUAAAGACCUUGUGACCCUCAAGAAGCUGAAAACGGCCGGAUCUGAUGGUGAUACUCAAACUUUACGAUAUGAAGACUUACAUUGUGUCAGUUUCUCCACUUCUCAGCCGAAUAUAUACGUUGUAGGCUCAGAAGAUGGCGCCUUAUUCGUUUGCGACACUCAGUACAAUGAAGAUUUCGUACAAAAACUUUUAUUCCACUACAGAUCUGUUUUAACUGUGAAGUUUUCACCGAUUGCUCCAAACUGGUUCAUUUCCGGUUCAUGCGAUGGCAGUGCCGCCAUUUGGAACACUCAGCGCCAAACACCAGUUUCGGUUUUCUACUUGAACAAGGCCAAUUUCAACUCCAUCAGUUGGUCUCCCAUUUCUAGUACUGUUUUCGCUGCUGCUUGCAGUGAUGGCGAGUGCAGGAUAUGGGAUGUUUCCGUGGACAGCGUCGAUCCAAUCGCUAAACUCAGCACAUACGAGAAGAAAGAGUUCACAGCUGUUGAUUGGUCACCUAAAUUACCUGUUUUCAUUGCUGGAAGCACUUCUGGCGUUGUUUACUUGUCGAAGGUUGUUGGAAUUGCUUCUUUGGCUAGCGGAAAGACAAGAGAAGAAGAAAAAGCUCGCUUUGAAUCAGUUAUACAAACAAUCUCUAACCAAGAAUAA